AUGGUUGCAUCUGUUAAUGUAGGUCGGCCACUGUCCAUCGAACUCAUGGACCAUAUCACCCUAGAAUUGAAAUAUCAGAGUGCGAUCAACAAAUUUCCAGAUGACGAAUUUGGUGAAAUCCAAAGAGCUGAACUCAAACUCGGUGCGUUUUCGCGCGAUCAGAAAACGGUUAAAAAUUUGACGAGGCGCUUAGAGGAAUGGAGUAUGAAGCGUGGGAUAUUGUCAGAAAGUGCCUCAGAAAAACUGACUCCUGAAUUUAUAAGGAACCAUGAUGGGUUGGAUAAUUACCAUAUUCUGAAAAAUGAAGUGGAGAAAAAGGAACGAAAGAGACUAGAGGCGGAGAACCAGAAAAAAGAAACUUCGGGCAAGAAACCUCAAAAGAAACCUUCUAGAAGCCAUACGAGCGAAUCUAGUAGAAGAUAG
Molecule: messenger RNA, 423 nt
Organism: Botrytis byssoidea
Lineage: Eukaryota; Fungi; Ascomycota; Leotiomycetes; Helotiales; Sclerotiniaceae
Exons: 1
Coding region: 1-423 (140 amino acids)
Source: RefSeq, a predicted model, not a curated record